GGGAAAAACAGGCACAUGCCAUACGCAUCGCUCCGUCGCGUGCUUCUGCCGCAGGUGGACCGCCGCGUGAUGCGAUCCACCAUGCAAAUCUACAGCGCCACUGCCAUGCAGCAGCUCUACAUCAGUCGUGUGGACACAAAGCAGCAAUGGAUCGUCGUGUCGAAUCCGUCGACGAAGUAUGUUGACUUGACACACCACCGGCUCACCAACGACGCCGGUACGGUCGUGUUUCACUUCCCCAAGGGCUACAUCUUGCAGUCGGGUGAAGAAGUCACGGUGUGGUGCACCCCUGGGUCGAGUGACUUCAACUCGCACAAUCUGUUGGACCCGUACCUUUUGUGGACGUCGCUCGACGGCAGGCUGUCCAGCUCUCCAUUCUUCGUCAAGGCCCAGCCCCUACAUGAAGUCAUCCUUCUCGAUGCAUACCUCACCGAAGUCGCGUCGCUCCAGGUCACAUCCACCGGCCAGAAAACGUUCCGAGUCAACAGCGCGUCGCCGCAACCGCUUUCGUACCCGUACUUGAAUCCGUUCCAUUUCCAACAACGGCAUGGCGUGUAUGUGUUUUCUCGGUAUUGGGGCGUCGUGUCUGAUCCCGCGUAUGCUGCGCACUUCGCCGCCGUGUUCAUCUGUCCCGUGAUUGAAGUCGCGCGCAUUCUUCUCAUGUACAGCGUCCUCGCGCAAGUGUACUUGAAACCAACGGAUCUGAACCCGUUCUACCUUCCGCUUGCGUUCCUCUGCGACCUGUUGGCGCGGUCCGCGUCGCUGUCCAUCAAGGACGGCCACCUCGCCACGUUUCUUUCAUUCUCGUCGUUCCUGGUCGACCAGUUCCAUCUCCUGGCCGUGUACCUCAGCCUCAUGGCGCUGUUCCCGUCCAUGCACUCGGUGUACUCUGCGCUCCUGUCGGCCGAGUUCGCGCUGAACCUCGUUAGCCUGGCCGGACCACCCGCGCACUUUUUCACGACGCGCCACCAGUGGCACCAAGUGUAUCGAUGGUCCGAGGCAGUGCUCUACUCGAGCCCGACCGUCGUGUCCACGUGCUUUGUGGCCAAGGAAGCGUUCUUCUUCCUCCUCCACGUCAAGGCGUCGCCGCAUGUAAUGGCGAGCGUGUCCCCGCUCUUGCUCCACCUCGUGUUGUAUGCGUGCAUCCCGUGCGUGGUGCUGGCGACGGCCAUGACGUUAGCGCGGGGCACGGCCAUUGCUGUCCAUUUGCUCACGUUACGUCGACAGAAGGAACGCCAAAGCUAGAAGCUCUAGUGUACCGGACGACAUGAUAACAUGAAAUAUAGCCUCGCUUUCUGGAUGUGUUUG
This is a messenger RNA of Aphanomyces astaci, 1308 nucleotides long. RefSeq lists its product as hypothetical. The record is from RefSeq and is a predicted model, not a curated record. NCBI's taxonomy places the organism in Eukaryota, Oomycota, Saprolegniomycetes, Saprolegniales, Verrucalvaceae. The transcript is spliced from 2 exons. The coding region runs from base 16 to 1245 and encodes 409 amino acids.